Messenger RNA from Mycena citricolor, 3988 nucleotides. NCBI's taxonomy places the organism in Eukaryota, Fungi, Basidiomycota, Agaricomycetes, Agaricales, Mycenaceae. The record is from the annotation of a GenBank genome assembly.
AUGGGAGCGAGCUCUGAAACCUUUCUCAUUUCCCGAAUCUCGAGGUCGAGGAGCAUGGAGCAAGCUCUCGAAAAGAUCCGUCCGCACACGACAUCUGCACUGGCUCACCAGAAAACUCCCGCGACACUGCUUGUCGCGCUCGAAUCGACCCUCCGAGAACACAAAACUGAGCCAUCUCCUACCGCUUAUUUCGCCGCGCUCUUGACCACGCUCGAUGGGACUUUGCAGAAGAACGAUGUCGGGUUGGAGGACAGCGCGAUAUUGCCUGCGGAACUCUACCUGUUAGCUCUUGUAGCACCGUUCGUACCACCCGCAGUCGUGCGAUCAAAUCUGGAAACGAUCCUCUCUCUGACUGCACCGCUGUUCCCUGCCCUAGCACAACAUGCACCCCCUUUACGAUCGCAACUAUCCCUUUAUCAAAUCCUUCUCCAGACACUCGAUCGGUCACAGCUCGACGCACAAGGCGUCCGACAGACGUUCGCCUCCAUUCUCCAGUUGUGUGUCGAUCCGCGACCGAAAGUGCGCAAAAAGGCGGCUGAGAUCGUCAGAGAUGUACUUGCGCAUCCACCAGCACCUCUCUCUAGGCAUCCGUAUGCGGAACGUGUGGCAGAGUGGGUCAAGUCGGCGUUGGCGGAAGUCAGUUCGGGGCCAUUCGCACGAUCUAAGUCUGCUGCAGCACCUGUCGCCGAUGACUCGGCUAUUCACGUUCUUGCGCUACUCCGGCCUCUAUUAUCACACCUUCCCCCAUCUGCUCUGCCCCCGCUCACAAACCUGCUCCUGAGCCUACCACGACUUGGCAACUCGUAUCUGUCCCAAUCAUCCUACUCCCUCCUCGCCGAGAUCUUCUCCCUGCCUGUUGAUGAUGAAUCAACCGACACCGCAGAUCAGAUUUCCUCGGUUCUCCAGGCCGUGCUUUCCUCUCCUCCCUCCAAAGCCGACACGACCCUCGCACCCGCCUGGACACAGGUGCUCGGCACCGCCAUGUUCUGCUAUCACUCGACGAAUCCAGAAGCUGCUACCAACGAACUGGGACGGGUAUGGAAAGCUGUCUGGCCGUUCCUCGAGUCCAACGACGGAGCCACCAAGAAAGCUGCUGCUGAAUCUCUUGUCUCGCUGACCAGCUGUAUCACGGUCGAGAUGGUGCAGUCGACCUUGGCUGAGACGGGCGAGACUCGUUCGACCACCGUGGGAAAGAUCGUACAGCAGAUCAGCAAGGCGCUCGAUUCACUUCCGUAUGCUGGCGCCAUCCCCCAACUUUUGUCUGUUGUCUCUGCUCUGAUCGUCAGUCUACGGUUCAAAGUAGGAGGCACUGGCAACAGUGCUACAGAGGCGUUACUCUUGCCCUUGAUCCAGCACAUCGGAGAUCUGAGAGUGCAGAAAGGAUUCGAGCACAAGGAGGAUGCAGAUGCCACGCUGGGAGCGGCCGUACGAGUACUAGGUCCCCAUGUCUUGCUCGAAGUCCUGCCCCUGAACCUUGAACCAGCAGACAGAACCGCCUCGAAAGAGCCCCGGGCGUACUUGCUUCCCCUCCUCGCCCAGCCACACCCGUCUCCGCUUUCACACUUCGUCGGCUACUUUGUGCCCUUGAGCGAGCGGAUGUUUGGUUUGCAGCAGGAAGCGGAGGGCGAAGGACGACAGGCUCAGGUCAAACUAUGGAGCGUGCUCAUCGGCCAAAUCUGGACUGGGUUGGUGGGAUACUGCUGGGGGACCCCCGAUCUCGCCCAAUCCCUCAAUCCGAGCUUUGCAUCGCUGUUGUCCAACCUGCUUUAUGGCCAGGAAGAACUGCGACCCUCUGUUCUGCGCGCUCUCAAGGUCCUCGUCGAGUCCAAUAUUGCGAUCGCUGCUUCGGACGAUGCAUCCGAGACAGCUCCGACAAAUCCGAGCAAUCUGACCCCAGCUCAAGCACAAGCCAAUUUGGAGCAUCUGCGCACGCAGGCAGAAAGCUGGAUGGCUGUAUUGUUCAACGUCUUCAGUACUGUGCCUCGGGACAACCGCAACUCCGUGGGCGACGUGAUCUCGGCUUGGGCUGGCGUGGCUGGAGAGAAGGAAGUUGCAAAAGCACAGUCUAAGCUGGUUCAGCUGCUGAAAACCCAUUUGGUUGCCCUGUCGAAACAGACUCACUCCAGCUCGAUUGAGGCAGGAAGCGAGGCGGCCGUCACCCAGGACCUGAUUCUUCUCCUGCUUCCGAGUCUCUCCACUGCGGACGCGCAACAACUUUUCGACCUUUGCCUGAGUGCGCAGGUGCUCGGUGCCCGAGACAACGGCGUUCAGAAGCGCGGAUACAAGAUUCUUGCCAGACUGGUCGAGACCGGGAAAGUGGAUGUAUCCCAGGAUGGGCGGGCAGAGGUCGUGCUCAAGAAGAUUGACGAACUUGAAGAGGGUCUUGCCUCCGCUGCGAAGAAGGACCGGUUUACGUUGCUGACGCUUCUCAUUCCGUUGCUCCCUCCGACUGCCAUGCACAUCAUCCCCACCCUUAUCCCUGAAGCCGUGCUGGGCACCAAGGAGCCCUCAGAGAAGGCACGCACAGCGGCGUUCGACUUGAUCGUGGCAAUGGGCCGGAAGAUGAGCCAGGGUGGUGUCGUGAAACGCAACCUCGUGGACGGAAUGGAUCAGGACUCGGCUGAAGAUACAACCGCCGACAUCCAAGAGUUCAUGACUAUGGUCGCCGGUGGAUUGGCUGGUGCGACACCUCACAUGAUCAGUGCAACCGUGACUGCCGUGUCCCGACUUGUGUUCGAGUUCAAAGACUUGAUUCCACCCGCCAUGCACUCCGAGAUCCUGUCCACUUUGCUUGUGUUUUUGUCGUCUGCCAACCGCGAGAUCAUCAAAUCCACGCUAGGAUUCGUGAAGCUGUCCAUCCAUACUCUCCCUGCCGAUAUCGUUCGGCCUCAUCUGGCUGCUCUUGUGCCAGCACUCCUGGGCUGGUCGCACGACCAUAAGAAUCACUUUAAGGCCAAAGUCCGACAUAUCUUCGAACGCUUGUUGAGGCGAUUUACCUGGGACGAAGUUUAUGGCUGCGCGGGCGAAGACGAGGCCAGGAAAGUCCUGGUGAACAUCAAAAAGCGCAAAGAGAGAGCCAAGAGGAAAAAAGCUGGGAAGGAGGAGGAGGAUGAGGAUGCACCAGCAGCGGCGAAACCCGUUUCUGGUGAUGCCUUCGAGGAUGUUCUAUACGGCAGCGAGAGCGAGCUGGACGACAGUGAUGAAGAAGAGCCUCAGCCGCGUCGGGGACAGCAGGAUAAGAGGAAGGCAGCACAAAACAACAUUCGGCUGCGUGUUGAUGAUGACGAGCCGAUGGAUCUUCUGCAGGGCGCAGCGUCGAGGGUUACUCAAGGAUCCUCUAACCGGCGCAAGAAACCCGGUGAUGACGCCGCCCGCUUCAAAACGGACACGGACACAGGCAAGAUGAUCAUCGACGGCGAGGAGGACGAGCAAGAGGACCAUGCACAAGAGGACGUGGAGGGAACCGCUUACCAAGAAAAUCUGACGUCCGUGGACGGCUUUACCCGCGGCGCCAACGGCCGAGUCAAGUUCAACAAGGACACCAAGAAACGGAGAAGAGAGAACGACGAGGCUGAGGGUGAUGUCGAAAUGGACGACGCCCAGGACAAGGGCAAAAAGGCCAAGCACAAGGGAGACCCCAAGUUUGGCCACGAAUUCAAAGCCAAAAAAGCAGGCGGUGAUCUCAAGAAGGGGGGUGUGGAUCCUUAUGCAUACAUGACUUUAUCCCAAGCCGCGAAGAAACGGGGUCAUGGAAAACACUCUAAGAUGGGCAUUGCCGGGAAAAAGUAGAUCUCCUCGGUCAUAUCUGUACUCGUAGCCUCAUGACUUUGGAUUUCGGUUCACAUUGCAUGGCAUCGGUCGAGACUGAUCGAUGUCUAGUAAAACUGGUGUAACAAUACUUUAUCCACUCGAUCUCAUGUACCAAUCGCUCUGCUCGUCUGGUCUGAUAACCAGCGAUGACAAUCCACAUACGACCGCUAUCCUUCGG